CUCCCGGAAGUUGUUAUACCUGAGGCGGAACCGGAAGUCCCUUCCAGGUGCUGGUGCCACGUCCGUCGCUGUGCUGCGGUGUCCCAGAGUGGGACUUUGGAGGGCGAGAUGGCUGAUUGGACUCGCGCUCCGAGCUCUGGUGCUGUGGAGGAGAUUCUAGACCGAGAAAACAAGCGGAUGGCUGAUAGCCUGGCCUCCAAGGUUACCAGGCUCAAAUCGCUGGCCUUGGACAUCGAUAGGGACACAGAAGACCAGAACCGAUACCUAGAUGGCAUGGACUCAGACUUCAUGAGUGUGACUGGCCUACUCACAGGGAGUGUGAAGCGCUUUUCCACAGUGGCACGGUCUGGGCGAGACAACCGGAAGCUUCUGUGUGGUAUGGCCGUGGUCUUAAUUGUGGCCUUCUUCAUCCUCUACCAUCUCUUAUCGAGGUCAAGGACGUGAGCCAAUGGGAGCCAAGGGCAGCCAGGCUCUCCUACAUCUGGUUUCCUGAGGACCUGAUUCCAAAAUAGAUUCCUUUGAAGUUAUCAUCAUGGGUCAUUCAUCUUCCUAAGAUGGGACAACUGCAGCUGCCUCUGUCAUAAUGAGCUCAUGUCCUGUGUAUGAAGGAGGAAGAAAAAGGCAACCCAACCCUACUCCCUGGUGCUGGAGACACUGUUAGAGCCAGAGCCAGAGCCACACUGUGUGAGAAAGAACCAUAUCUAAACAAAGCAUCUACGAGUCCUGCAUUUGCCCAAUGUGGCCGACAGCCUCAGAAGCCAGCAUUUUAAGGGUCUUCUGUCUUGACCUAACUUGUCUAUGUCUGGUUAAGACCAUCUGUGUUCUUGAGGAGUCUGGAGCUGACACCGAAAGGGAAUAUGGCCAUAAACCCUCUUCAAAUGCUGGCCUGGUCAUCAGGAUGGAUAUGGCAGUAACUCCAGGCAGAGGCCAGGAAUCAAGGCCGUACCCACCAGUCAGCUGCUGAAGUCAGACCCCAGGGAAGAGGCAAUGCUGUGGUAGAGGAGUGGACUGCAGCCCUUGUUAUCAGCAUUGAGCUAAGAUCCUUCUGGGCCACAAGACCAUGUGUCCAGGAGCUGAAAUAUGUGUCCUUGGGACUAAGAAUCUUCUCAGUGCCAAAGAUGUACCCAUCUCCAGGCAAACAGGCUGAGAAAUGGUAUAGUGUGGCUUUUCAAAGCCAGGCAGUACUGGAGUGGUCUUUGUGCUAGGGCUCCUUAUGGGGCAGAAAGCCACCUAUGAGAGAAUUUGUGGCAGGGACUUUUUGGCUUUGUACUGAACCUUGCCCUACUCUGUACAGCCAGUCUCCCACGCUGGGGGAGCUUGAGCCACCUCCUUGUUGCAUAACUAACUCCACAGACUUGUGUCUCCCUGCUUUCCCGGUCCGCCCUCCUUGGCUAGUCCCAUUUGUACACAAACUGACCAGUGGAGCUGACGGGACAACAGUUUAUGAGAGCCCAGCACUUUUGGUUUUCACAUAAAAUGUCUAAGAAAUGAA
Molecule: messenger RNA, 1492 nt
Organism: Mesocricetus auratus (golden hamster)
Lineage: Eukaryota; Metazoa; Chordata; Mammalia; Rodentia; Cricetidae
Gene: Bet1l
Product: Bet1 golgi vesicular membrane trafficking protein like
Exons: 4
Coding region: 109-444 (111 amino acids)
Biological process (GO): retrograde transport, endosome to Golgi; regulation of retrograde vesicle-mediated transport, Golgi to ER
Cellular component (GO): Golgi trans cisterna; SNARE complex
Molecular function (GO): SNAP receptor activity
Source: RefSeq, a predicted model, not a curated record